CCUACUGAUUGAGGAUCGCGAGCCACUUCAGCGAUUGAUUGUACUCUCGUCCUUUGAUGUAAAAAGAUCCAGUAUGGCGUUACUUUUGAGAAGCUUUGUUCGUGCUCCUACAACCUUUUCUUCCUGCACAGGAUGUCUUCAGACCUUUAAAAGCCACAGCCUUACAUCAGUCCGCAACUUCCAUCAGUUCAAGACGUACACAUCAAAGCAGCUUAAUUUGGCGUUAAGACCAGCUCAGGUGUCGCUUCUCAGAAAAAGCACAAAUGUUGCUGCUGCUCAGCUUUCUGCGAGAUCUCAGAAAAUUGUGGGCUCAUGGCUAGUGGGAUGUGCUGGGAUGUGCUUUGGUGCAGUUAUUCUUGGUGGAGUGACAAGAUUAACAGAGUCAGGUUUGUCUAUGGUUGAUUGGAAACUCAUCAAGGAUAUGAAACCCCCACAGUCACAAGCGGAAUGGGAGGAAGAGUUUGAGACAUACAAACAAUAUCCUGAAUACAAAUACAUGGCAAGCCACAAAGAGAUGACAUUGUCUGACUUCAAGUUCAUCUUUUACAUGGAGUGGGGUCAUAGAAUGUGGGGAAGAGCAACAGGGAUGGUGUUCCUUUUACCAGCUCUUUACUUUUUGAGGAAAGGCUGGGUUUCCAAAGCUUUAAAGCCCAGACUGGCAGUAUAUGCAGGAUUGCUUGGCUUUCAGGGUUUCCUGGGCUGGUACAUGGUGAAAAGCGGCCUUCAGGACAAACCUGACCCCUCUGAUGUCCCACGGGUUAGCCAGUACCGGCUGGCUGCUCACCUGGGCUCUGCAUUCCUUCUGUACACCUUGUUUCUGUGGCAAGGCCUUACUCAUCUACUAACACCUGUCAAGCUACAGGAAGUGAAGAGUAUUGCAAGAUUGCGAGGCAUGGCUCAUGGUGUUAUGACAGCUGUGUUCAUCACUGCCCUGUCAGGGGCGUUCGUGGCAGGUUUAGAUGCUGGACUGACAUACAACUCAUAUCCGAAAAUGGCUGACAGAUGGAUCCCAGAUGAUUUGUGGGCAUUUGCUCCAAAGUGGAAAAAUAUUUUUGAGAAUCCCACAACGGUUCAGUUCAACCACAGGCACUUGGCUGAGUCAACAGUUGCCCUGAUCGGAGGGUUCUGGUUCCUGGCCCGGAAGGCACCUCUACACCCCCGAGCUAGACUAGCUGUGAAUCUGUUGCUGGGCAUGGCAUUUGGACAGGCUGCUCUGGGUAUCACAACACUGCUGACGUAUGUUCCGACCCCAGUUGCAGCUACUCACCAGUCAGGCUCCCUGGUUUUGCUCAGUCUGGCUGUUUGGGUAGCGCAUGAGCUGCGGAGACUCCCAAAGUAACAACGCUAGGUUGAAACUUGCAAGACAGUGGAAUGUUCCAGGAAUGUUUGCUCCUUUUGGUUGUGUGCUGUGUGUUUUUGAGUAUGAAUGAUUUUUCAUGUUGACUUAAUGUGUGAUCAAAAGAAGACAUUUUGACAUGGGGUGUAAGGAUACCUAUUGGACAAAGUCAAUACAUGAUUUUUACUUAUUAAAAGCUGUUAUUACUUUAAAAACAGGUAAGAUUUUUCAUGUUGUUUUGUUUGUCAAAGUUGAUGACUGAACCAAUCUUUGUACAGAACCAACUUGCUGCAUAAAUAAAUGGGAAGUUUGUCCAUUUUUAUUUGUAUUUACAUUUUUAUGUGCAUGUAGUUGAAACCAAGAUUUAUUUUUGACUGAGGAAAUGUAAUGUAGAUUAUUGGAUUAUUCUUGUUAAUGUUAUGGCUUGUGCAGUUGAGAAGGAGUAGCUGUUACUAACAGUUUUCAGUUAGGAUGACAGAACUUUUUCUCGAAGAGUGAGAAGCUAGUGGGCAAAGUAUUGAAAAA
This is a messenger RNA of Aplysia californica (California sea hare), 1861 nucleotides long. Its product is annotated as cytochrome c oxidase assembly protein COX15 homolog. NCBI's taxonomy places the organism in Eukaryota, Metazoa, Mollusca, Gastropoda, Aplysiida, Aplysiidae. Gene Ontology annotation, molecular function: oxidoreductase activity, acting on NAD(P)H, heme protein as acceptor. Gene Ontology annotation, biological process: heme A biosynthetic process. The record is from RefSeq and is a predicted model, not a curated record. Gene Ontology annotation, cellular component: mitochondrial inner membrane.